This is a messenger RNA of Cylicocyclus nassatus, 906 nucleotides long. The record is from the annotation of a GenBank genome assembly. NCBI's taxonomy places the organism in Eukaryota, Metazoa, Nematoda, Chromadorea, Rhabditida, Strongylidae.
AUGUCAUGAGACGAAGUGACAUUGAAUUACAGAGAUGCUCUCCUUGGCGUCCAGCCCUCGCCGUCGGUACCUAUAUUUUGAUAUAGUAUUACCAUUUAAUCAACUAUUCGGCUUCAUUUAUGUUAUUCUCACUGGUUAUCUAUUCAAUACGAUGGGUCGUGGCAUAAAAUGGCCAGAUAAGAGCGGUACCAACCGCGAUGAUGUACAGAACUAUGGUGGAGUGAAUCUUCAUGGGAUGUUUAUGUCAUCCGCAUUGGUAUUCAUUCAGGGUGAAGCCCUGCUCUCAUACCGGUUAUAUCGAUACGACGCAAAACUCCUCUCGAAAUUCAUCCAUUUUUCCUUCCACAUAUUAGCGAUUGCGCUGUUUUUGACGGGUUUCUCUGCUAUUGUGGUCCAAAAAAAUUAUCUGGGAUUGUCACACUUCACAUCAGUGCACAGCUGGAUUGGACUUUCCGUGAUGUUCAUCUACAUAGUUCAGUUCACUUUCGGAUUCGUCAGUUUCUUUAUUGCUGGUAUCAAUGACGAGACGCGAACGAAGUUCAUGCCUGUGCAUCAAACAGUUGGAGCACUGCUUUUUGCAGUCAGCAUUGCCCAAGCCAUCAUUGGCUUUGUACAAUACGAUGAUUUGUACAAUAGACUCUACGGCAACGACGGCUGUCCUACAGACCGUGAAGCCCCGUUGGUGUGCGGAGACUACAAAUUUGUUUACAACUUCGCGAUCAUUUUCUGUGUUCUAUAUGCACUGACUCUGCUCUUCCUGGUGGUUCCACCAAUCUGGAGGCGAAAGAAAACUGAAGAAGAAACGCAAUGAUCUGGUUUGAUAUCAGGACUUUUAUGUAUUUAUCAUUUCUUUUAUAUUUUCACCUGUUAAAAGGGUACUCUCAGAAAUAUAUUAUGAUGAUAAAA